CUUCACCCCCCCCCAACACUUCGGUCCUUUCCCGCGGCCGGAAUCUAGGUGGCCUGUCACCGCAGCGGCGCAGGCUGCCAUUAGGAGAAGUCAUUGUCUGACACCAACCGAACGCUUAGGUUGCUUUAGCCAGCCCUCCUUUAUAUCCCACAUAGAUAGGCGCGAGCCGUCCAGAACCUCUUUCCCCUCUUUUCUCUCUUCUCUCUCUCAUCAUGAGCGCCAACGCCGAAUCUGCCCCCCAAGUGGCAGACCUUGUUACCUCGACCCAGGACAACACCGCCAACACGCAAUCCACCGUCAGCCAAGAUGCCGCGGGACGCGAGUCCUCCUCCUCCCCCGCCGCCGCCGCCGAACUCGCCAGUACAAAGGUAAAGCUGAUGGCCGCCUUGAGGUCGUUCCCCGACUUCCCCAUCCCCGGCAUCAACUUUAUCGAUAUCCUCCCCCUCUUCCAGGACGUCAAGACCCACGAGGCUCUCCUCGUCGCUCUCCAGCUCCAGAUCGAACUCUCCCACCAGAAGCCCGACGUCAUUGUCGGUCUCGAUGCCCGCGGCUUCCUUUUCGGCCCCUCUCUUGCCUUGAGAAUGGGCGCUAGCUUCGUCCCCGUCCGCAAGCAGGGCAAGAUGCCCGGUCCCUGCGUCACUGCCGCCUACGAGAAGGAGUACGGCACCGACUUCUUCCAGAUGCAGGAUGGCGCCAUCAAGCCCGGCCAGAAGGUUCUUAUCGUUGACGAUAUCAUUGCUACUGGUGGCUCUGCUGCUGCCGCUGGCGAGCUCGUCAAGAAGCUCGGUGGUGAGACGAUCGGUUAUCUCUUCAUCCUUGAGAUUGCUUUCCUCAAGGGUCGUGAGAAGCUCGGCGGUGUUCCCGUCACCACUCUUCUCGAGACCGAUGAGUAGACUCAAAAAACCAUGUCGGAUUCAUCACGACUUGCAUUUACGUCCAGAAUUUACGCUACCGUUAUACCCAAUGUCUUAUAUCGCCGGCCUUAUACAUCAGGCAAACAUCGGCCGCUCAGGAUCUACGACUCCCUUUGCAAUUCUCGCUAUGGAUAUACGCCCUUUCGACACACGAUUUGGAUCCAAACGGGGAAGAAGCC
Messenger RNA from Neurospora hispaniola, 1093 nucleotides. RefSeq names its product phosphoribosyltransferase-like protein. Bases 213 to 893 code for a protein of 226 amino acids. The record is from RefSeq and is a predicted model, not a curated record. Gene Ontology annotation, biological process: AMP salvage; adenine salvage. Lineage: Eukaryota; Fungi; Ascomycota; Sordariomycetes; Sordariales; Sordariaceae. The transcript is spliced from 2 exons. Gene Ontology annotation, molecular function: AMP binding; adenine binding; adenine phosphoribosyltransferase activity. Gene Ontology annotation, cellular component: cytoplasm.